Molecule: messenger RNA, 5588 nt
Organism: Protopterus annectens (West African lungfish)
Lineage: Eukaryota; Metazoa; Chordata; Ceratodontiformes; Protopteridae
Product: hexokinase-2
Exons: 18
Coding region: 318-3071 (917 amino acids)
Biological process (GO): glycolytic process; glucose 6-phosphate metabolic process; intracellular glucose homeostasis
Cellular component (GO): cytosol; mitochondrion
Molecular function (GO): mannokinase activity; D-glucose binding; ATP binding
Source: RefSeq, a predicted model, not a curated record
UCAUCAAGUAAAGGGGACCAAACAGAAAGCUUACACGCACACACCCCUCCUAGAUUAACCAAUGCGAAGAGACUCGAAUGAUGUCGUAGGUUUCGUUUUAUGGGGAGUUGAGCCGGCAAGGCUGGUGCUUUUUAGAUUGUGUUUCACUGAAAGGGCAUUUAGUUGCUUAAGCCGGUAAUUACAGUGUGUUGCGUGGCAGAGUGUUAUAUUGAAAAGUACAGAACGUGUUAGUUUCGUUCGAACUUGGUGCUUAGUAACGUAUAUAAAUUUGUUCACUUAUUCCUUCAGUAUUGGUGUUUUUUGUUUUGGGUUAGAAGAUGAUAGCUUCUCAUCUCCUCGCGUACUUUUUCACCGAAUUAGGUCACGACCAAGUACAAAAGGUUGACAAGUAUCUUUAUCAUAUGAGGCUCUCUGAUGAAGUUCUUGAAGAUAUAAGCAAGAGGUUUAGAAGAGAAAUGGAAAAGGGACUUGGUGAAGGCACAAAUGCUACUGCUUCAGUGAAGAUGCUUCCAACGUUUGUUAGAUCAACACCAGAUGGAACAGAAAAUGGAGAGUUUCUGGCCUUGGACCUUGGUGGUACCAAUUUUAGGGUAUUGAGAGUGAAAGUUUCGGAUAAUGGUCGUCAAAAGGUCGAAAUGGAAAAUCAAAUAUAUGCCAUUCCAGAGGAUCUGAUGCGAGGAAGUGGCACACAGCUGUUUGAUCACAUUGCUGAAUGUCUGGCUAACUUCAUGGAACAACUGAAUAUUAAAGAUAAAAAGUUACCAUUGGGAUUCACCUUCUCAUUUCCUUGCCAGCAGUCGAAGCUUGAUGAGAGUAUACUCGUAAACUGGACAAAAGGAUUCAAAGCAUGUGGUGUGGAAGGACGUGAUGUUGUCCAGCUGUUAAGAAAUUCUAUCAAGAGAAGAGGGGACUUUGAUAUUGACAUAGUUGCUGUGGUUAAUGACACUGUAGGGACGAUGAUGACUUGUGGCUAUGAUGACCACAACUGCGAGAUUGGCCUAAUUGUUGGUACUGGUUCGAACGCUUGUUACAUGGAGGAGAUGCGUCACAUUGAAACUGUGGAAGGAGAUGAAGGGCGCAUGUGCAUAAACAUGGAAUGGGGUGCUUUUGGAGAUGAUGGUGUGCUGAAUGGUAUAAGGACUGAAUUUGACAGAGAGAUUGAUAGAGGCUCUAUAAAUCCUGGAAAGCAGCUGUUUGAGAAGAUGAUUAGUGGCAUGUACAUGGGUGAGCUGGUCAGACUAAUAUUGGUGAAGAUGGCUAAAGAAGGGCUGCUCUUUGAGGGAAGGCUUACCCCAGACCUCCUUACAACAGGCCAUUUUGAGACCAGAUUUGUUUCUGCAAUUGAAAAUGAGAAAGAAGGCAUAGAAACGGCGCUAGAAUUGCUAACAAAGCUUGGGCUGGAGCCUUCUGAAGACGAUGCCAUUGCAACUCAACGCAUAUGUCAGAUUGUUUCAACUCGCUCAUCCAACCUCUGUGCCGCUACACUUGCAGCUGUGCUGAAGCGCAUUAAAGAAAACAAGGGAGUAGAGAGAUUACGCACUACUGUUGGCGUUGAUGGAACAGUGUAUAAAAAGCAUCCACAGUUUGCAAGGAGGCUUCAUAAAGCAGUUAGGCGCCUGGUACCAGAAUGUGAUGUCAGAUUCGUCCGAUCAGAAGAUGGUAGUGGGAAAGGAGCAGCCAUGGUCACUGCUGUUGCUUCUAGACUAAUUUCCCAGCAGAUAGCAAGAGAGAAAACAUUGGAGCCUUUGAAACUGACGAAUGACCAGUUGCUAAAAGUGAAGCAAAGAAUGUUUGUUGAGAUGGAGAGGGGAUUAAAAAAAGAAACUCACAACAGUGCAACUGUUAAAAUGCUGCCUACUUAUGUGCGCAGUACUCCAGAUGGAACUGAAAGAGGUGAUUUUUUGGCUCUGGAUCUGGGUGGGACCAAUUUCCGAGUUUUGCUUGUACGUGUCCGUAAUGGCAUGAGACGUGGUGUAGAAAUGCACAAUAAAAUCUACACAAUUCCACAGGAAGUAAUGCAAGGAACAGGAGAAGAGCUAUUUGACCAUAUUGUGCACUGCAUUGCUGACUUUCUAGAGUAUAUGGGGAUGAAAGGACUUGCUCUUCCACUUGGCUUCACAUUCUCAUUCCCCUGUCAUCAAAACAAUUUGGAUCAGAGCAUCCUUCUAAAAUGGACAAAAGGUUUCAAGGCAACUGGCUGUGAAGGGGAAGAUGUUGUUCAUCUGCUCAAAGAAGCAAUCCAUAGGAGAGAGGAGUUUGACUUGGAUAUUGUUGCUGUGGUGAAUGAUACUGUUGGAACCAUGAUGACGUGUGGCUAUGAAGAUUCCUGUUGUGAAGUUGGCCUUAUUGUUGGUACUGGAAGUAAUGCUUGCUACAUGGAAGAGAUGAAAAAUGUUGAAUUGGUAGAGGGCAAGGAAGGCAGAAUGUGCAUCAAUAUGGAGUGGGGAGCAUUUGGAGACAAUGGCUGCUUGGAUGACUUUCGAACUGAAUUUGACAUGGCAGUUGAUAACCUUUCUCUCAAUCCAGGAAAGCAGAUUUAUGAGAAAAUGAUCAGCGGUAUGUAUUUAGGAGAAAUAGUAAGAAACAUUCUUAUCGACUUCACAAAGCGAGGCCUCCUGUUCCGUGGUCGGAUUUCUGAGAGACUGAAGACUAGAGGAAUAUUUGAAACCAAAUUUCUGUCUCAAAUAGAGAGUGAUCGUUUGGCGCUCCUGCAGGUUCGUGCUGUGUUGCAGCAUCUUGGUUUGCAAAGCACUUGUGAUGACAGUAUUAUUGUGAAGGAAGUAUGCACUGUGGUAGCCAAACGUGCUGCCCAGUUGUGUGGUGCAGGCAUGGCAGCAGUCGUAGAUAAAAUAAGAUUAAACCGUGGCCUCACGUCUCUAAAGGUCACAGUGGGAGUGGAUGGCACACUUUACAAACUUCAUCCUCACUUUUCAGUCAUCAUGCAAGACACUGUAAAAAUACUGUCUCCAAACUGUGAAGUUACAUUCAUUGAAUCUGAAGAUGGCAGUGGGAAAGGUGCAGCACUCAUCACUGCAGUGGCAUGCAGAGUAAGAGAAGCUGGACAGAGGUGAAGAUGGGUUCAGUUCUGCUUGAAAUUCAGAUAAGGACCAAUCCAUUCAACUAAGUUUGUAGCCAUGUUAAACACACUAGUUUGUGUUUUGGUCCUAUGAACUUUUAACAUGACACGACACUUUCACAGCAUCUCUUCUGCAAGAGUUGGGAGGAAGUCUUUUUGCUUUGAGUUUGUUUACAGUUGCAGUACUAAUAUUUUAACAGCAGUCCUCCAUAUUUCAUUGAAUUGAUGCUACGUGUGUAAAGACUUGUUUCUUAGGUAUCCAUGAAGGAACCUUCCCUACUGUGGGUGCUAUCAAUGAAGGAAUCUUUCACAGUAAAGAACUUCCAGCUGGAAAAACUGUAUUUAAACGUGAAAUUUGCCAUUAAGGAAGAUGCAUGCAGUAACAGGUUGUGCAACACUGAUUUACUUCUGGAAUUAGACUAUUGAGUCCAUGGCAAACUAUUGUAGGGCUCUGUAUAAUAAGAGCCCAGAGUCCAAAAUUUGAGGUGCAGUCAUCACUGCUCAGAAUCUUUUACUUCAGAUUUAGAAAAUCUUUCAACUGAGAAGCAAGUGUGCGUGUAGACUGGCAAGUUUACUGCUGCUAUUGUUUCUAUUUGCUAAUACAUCUACAUUAGCAAACAAGAGCCAUGUUAUAACUGCAUUGUGUUGAUUUAAAUCUUAUUUAUUCUUUUCCGUUGUAUUCUUAGCCUUUUCUUGUUUUAGGCUCACUCGAGCAAGAUCAAAUGCCACAAAGUGGCUUGAUGUGAUUUUUAACAGCAAAUAUAACACUCUAGUAAGAUAUGAAACCUCUUCAAACCCUGCCAUAAUUUAAUGUGGCUUGAGUGUAGGCUUAAGUGUAGGCUAUUAAGUUAUGCAGAUAGAAUACAGUGUCAACACAAAGUAAUGCUUUUGGCGGAAGUGUGUUGUAAGUAGAAUGCAUCAUGGUUCCUUCUCCCAGUGGUUUUCAACAUUGCAGACCACUCCCAGUCUUAACAGCCUGCUUAUAUUAAGUAGGAAAUCCCCAGGUUUGAUAGUGGUAUUGAAGAUGGUGUGAAUGGAAACAUUUUUAAAUGUGUUGUGUUGCGUUCAGUUUGUGGCUGAUGUGCUGAAACAGCUCCAUUUUAUAUAAAGAGUUGAAUAAUGCAUACUUUAGUCGCACCUAUGUAUUUUCUAGCAUUCUAGAACAAUACAACUGAUUUAACCACAUGGCUUUCUGUUCUGCACUUUAGACAGGCUGUGGGACUAAAUUUAAACUGUUCAGUCAGAUAGUCAUUGGAACUGGUCAUGAAACUGACUUUAAGAGAAUCCCAGGUUGCAAGAUUGGGUUAUCUGUGAGCAUGUGUAUUGAACAAAAGUUAUAGUUUUGACACAUGGACACUGCUGCUAUUUAGGAUUUGUUCCAUUUUUGAUUACUUUUGUAUCAAAGGUAAUUUCUGUAUAGAAUAUAGAUGUGCUUAAACAUUUAAAAGGACAUUGAACCACACAGAUCCAACAAUAACAUUUAAUCAGUGGUUAAACCCCUGUAUAUUGUGGCAGGGUAGAUUUGGACAAAAUUUGUCUUCCUACUGAACAGCAAGUGGACUGACUUCAUAUGAAGGGUAGUCCACAUGGACCUUUGCUAUGUGCUGUUGCUUGCACUCCAAGAUCAGAGUUGUUUUUUUAAACAUUACUUGGAGUACUUUCCAAGGUAUUCUCUGCUUAAAAUCUGAUGGGGUAACGAUGUCACUCUUUCUAGUAACAUGUGAACCCUUUAGUGGUCUUCACUCUGCUUUAAAAAGCUGCUUAUCCUCCUUUUCAAGGGCUCAAAGUGCUUCGACAUCUCCUUUAGCACUGUAAUGAGCUUGAGAGAUGCACCAUACAUAACGUCUGAAGGCCAUUAAUUAGGCUUGAGACCUGUUGGGACCAUUCCCAUGGUAAUGGUAUGGAUGUGAUGACUCUUUCUUUUUACUAUAUCACUGGUGGUGCACAGGUUUUCUUUACUGUACAUUUGCUCGUCUCCUUGUUUUUGAGUAGUUUGAUGCAGUUCAAACCUUUCUCAGCAUAGUUUUAAAUCCUUUGAAACAGACUAAUGUAGUGUAUAACAUAAAUUGCACUCUGCAAACAUUUAUUGCUCCUUUUGGGACAUGUGGAUAUGAUGACUGAUGCAUAACAUCUGAGGCAUGAUUUGUUAUGGAUGUUGGUAGUUCUAUAAUGGAUGCAUCAUAUUAAUACAGAUAUGUCAACAUGUAGAUAGGGGCCAAAGGAACCAAACUGGAUAAUAUCUGCUAACAAGAGAACAAAGCCUUACAUGGCAACAUACUUGGGUUUGACAGCCUUUUGUAUCUGCAGUACAGUGAUCUAAAUAUUCUCAGUUUUCUAAAGCCAAAGACUGUUCAUGAUGUGUGAGAGAUUCACAAUGAUGCAUAAUGUCAGUUCUAUUUAUGUAUUUAUUAUACAAACUAAUGUGAAAUGCUUCCUUAUUUUUGUACUUCAGAUGUUUAAUAGUUUAAGUCUUUGAAUUGUUUGGGGUAAAAUAAAAGAAAAAUAAAUGUUU